GACAAGAGUUUGUGCUUCUUGAACUCAUAAAGGUGUUUCUGGAUACAGCUGGUUUGCUCAGGGUGGAGGCUGUUGUGGGAACGCACAGAGUCAUUGAACUAUUCAAGAUAGCUGUGUGUCUUCAGACCUCCAGGGACAUUCGCUUUACUCGGUUGACAUUGACUGAGGGUGAUAAUGGCGAGGAAGGGUUCUUAUAAAGAUGUGUCUGGAGUGGUGUUUGACACACAUUCUAAAAUGGCGAUGUCUCAAGGAGGAACUUUCGAGAACAUGAAGGAGAAGAUUAAUGCUGUGCGGGCUGUGGUGCCCAAUAAGAGUAACAAUGAGAUUACUUUGGUGCUCCAGCACUUCGAGAACUCUGUGGAUCGAGCAGUGCAAGCAUUUGUAGAAGGUAGUGCUGUGGAGAUCCUGAAAGAAUGGAAUGUAACUGGAAAAAAGAAGCCCAAGAAGAAAAAGAAGUCAAAACCUCAGAAUGAGGCCCUUCUGGACCCCGCCCCUGACGAGUCAACACCGGAUGUUGAAGGUUCAGAGGCUGUUAAUGGUUUCCACGCCAACGGCUCGGCAGGUGCUGACGUAGAUUCCCUAGAUUCUCUUAGUGAGCAGCUAGACUCAGUCUCCCUGGAUGUACCUGAAAUGGAUGCGGAUAUUGUUGCUCCUGAGAUUUCAGAUGCCACAGGUGGGGAGAUGCCAUCAAACCCAACAACCAGCCCCAACCCUCAGCCCGGCCCCAGAAUUGAAGCGCGACAGAACCAUCACAGUUCACGAACUAAUAAGUCUCAAUUCAAGCCUGUUUCCAGCUCCCAGAAUUCUUCUGCCUCCGUUCUCUCUACAGAAUGGGAAAGAAUGGGAGCUUCAUCUGCCAAAAAAAUUGGCGCUAAUGUUGACCGCUCUGUGAAAGACCUACAGCGUUGUGCGGCAUCACUCACUCGAUACAGAGUCGUGGUGAGAGAUGAGAUGGAUUCGUCUAUCAAGAGAAUCAAGCAGACGUUUGCUGAGCUCCAGAGCUGUCUGAUGGAUCGAGAGGUGGCGCUCCUUGCUGAGAUGGACAAAGUCAAAGAGGAAGCCAUGAUGAUUCUGGACGGCCGUCAGAAGAAAGCGGAGGAGCUCAGGAGACUCACUGAACAAUCGACAUCACUGACAGAGGAACAGCUUACAGAACUAAGAGCUGACAUUAAGCACUUUGUCAGUGAGCGCAAGUAUGACGAGGAUCUUGGUAAAGCUGUGAAGUUCUCGUUUGAUCUAGAACCGCUCAAGUGCAGCAUCAUGUCUUCUGGAUCAGUCUAUCAUCCUCAGACGAGCUACUCCAGCCGUUCUCGCUGUAGCUCCACCUCUUCCUCUGUCACAGGACCCACCCCUGUGAAAGCCCCGCCCCCCUCUGAGCUUCAACAUCAGGCUUCUGCUUACGUCGGCCGUCCCGGUGUGCCACACAAACAGAUUUUCCAGGGCAACAGGCGCAUUAUUCACGGUUAUCAAGGAAAUCAGCGAUAUAAUGGAAAUGGACCUCCUGACCGAAACCCAGGCCGAAACCCUGGACGGACCAACUACCGCAACCAGGGUGAUCGUUACCAUGGAGACCGCAGUCACCAGAGCGACUAUGGGGAGGCCCCAAACUCUCAGACGACCAAUAGCGUGAAAGGCCCCUCCCAUUCCUCAGUCUACCGCUCAGAUCGCCCCUCCCACAAUGGGCUUCCACAGAGGCAACCACGGACCCACUGCCCAUGACCCAAUCACACUUAACCUUGAUUACUUCUUACAACACACCCAUCACUGAUGUUUACACAUCACCUGUUGAGCUGUGACCCGGUCCCCCCUCUCUCUCUUUCUGUCUCUCUCUGUCUCUCUCUCUCUCUCUCUCGCUUAUGUAAAGGUUUUGUGUUUGAGUCAUUGGUAAGUGAGUGCUACUGUCAAGUGUUGAGGAAGGAAAGAUUCCAGUUUUGCUUUUUGUAUGUUAAAAGUCUGUGAAGUUCAACACUAAGAUGACAGCCAGAGUUUCUGUGUGUGUGGAGGUCACAAAGAGGCUGAGAAUUAUAGUAAGUGUGUGCGUGUGUAGGGUUAGAGAGGCUGAGGGUUAGGUUAUCUGGAGAUGUGUUCUCAGAUCUGUCUGUGCCCUGUUGGCGCAUGUUCAUCUUUUCAUGCAUGAUAGUCGCAUUGAAGUUGUUUGACUGAAGCUGUUCUCAGUUUCUGUUUGUCUUUGUCACGUGCCCUCGAUCGGUGCUAACGCACAAGUCUUUUUGACUGAGUCUCAUGAUAUACCUCACUCACACAUGCUCUUCACAAUCUGCUCUCAUGUCAAUCUAACCGAUGAUCGUCUAUGUUUGCAUGAUCAGUACCACACGCCCCAGUAUGUAAAGAUGCUGUUCUGUUUUUCAGAAUGUCUGGAUUGUUUUGCUAACGGUUACAUAUGAAGGUUCAUGUUGUUCGUCCAGCACUAGUUUCUCAUUUCAGUCCUGUAUAUAUGUAACAGUAUGUAUAAUGUUUUUCUAGCCUCUGGCCAUGUAUGUAGUGAUAAUAAGAUUGAACUCUCAGUUAAGCAGUUGUGUUCUUCCUCAUGUAUUGAGAAAAACGUGUGUUUUCUGUCAGAAAUCUGAGAUCGCUGUAAAAUCUGAAGUGCCUUCAGUCGUGUGCUUUAUCUUUUUUUUUGUAUUCAUGUUGUUUUUCUGCUCCCGUUUGGACCAAAGACAUCAAACCCAUCCAGACACGCUGCCAUUAGAUACCAUCUGCUCCUGUCAUGCAGACUGCACUAGCAAACACUGGUCUUUUUUCUUGCUAACUGACCUCCUACUUUUUCUUUAAUUAUGAAUAAAGGAUUAGUAGCAGAUGCUCA
This is a messenger RNA of Paramisgurnus dabryanus, 2821 nucleotides long. The record is from RefSeq and is a predicted model, not a curated record. NCBI's taxonomy places the organism in Eukaryota, Metazoa, Chordata, Actinopteri, Cypriniformes, Cobitidae.